Dissoconium aciculare CBS 342.82 is the source of this 840-nucleotide messenger RNA. RefSeq lists its product as uncharacterized. The transcript has 3 exons. NCBI's taxonomy places the organism in Eukaryota, Fungi, Ascomycota, Dothideomycetes, Mycosphaerellales, Dissoconiaceae. The record is from RefSeq and is a predicted model, not a curated record. The coding region runs from base 1 to 840 and encodes 279 amino acids. Gene Ontology annotation, biological process: translation. Gene Ontology annotation, molecular function: ribosomal large subunit binding. Gene Ontology annotation, cellular component: mitochondrion.
AUGAUUAUCCGAAGAGCCGUCCUCCCUCCAAAGAUCCUGAAUGGUCGCUUUUCACUUGCUAUCCCCACAAUCCUUCAGCCUCUCACUUCCUCAAUAUCAUCCACUGCUACACCACCGUUGUGCCACUCAAUAGCUCGCUCGGUGCCGAACGUAAACCGACGUACUUUCACCGCCGCAGUUUGCUUACGACGAGACCCAAAGAAAUUUGGCAAAAAGAAUGCGCUGUCCAAGGAUGGAGAAGAGAAACCAAAUGCUACGGACCCCAACGAUCUCGAGGUGCUCAAAGCGGAGCUCGCUGAGGCGAUGAAAAGCUUCAAAGCCAAACUCGGUCAAUUGCGACCGGAUGGACGCUUGUCCCCAGAAGCCCUGGAGGUGAUGCGUGUGAGAAGUCCUGGGAUGCAGCUGCGCGAUGCACCACAGCUCGGCGACCUGUGUACGAUCGUUUCCAAGGGCAGGACCUUUGAAAUCCUCGCCUAUAACCAGAAUGACGUCAAAAACAUCUCCAAACUCCUUCAAUCCACAGCCCACAGCCUCACUCCCAAAGUCAAUCCAGACAACACCAACCCGAACAGGAUCGUGGUAGACAUCCCGCCCGCGACCGCCGCCUCGCGUACUCGCGUCGUCGAGGAAGCCCACCAACUCGGCAACGAAGUCAACCGCGCCAUCACCCUCGCCCGCGCCAAUCAGCAAAAGAGACAUCGCGCCAUGCGACUGAACCACACCGCCCGUCCGGACGAUAUCAAUAAGGGCAUGUUUACGACGAAUGACCUUACUAAGGCGGCGAACGAGGAGGCGAAGAAGAUUACGGAGGAGUUUAAGAAGGUCGUGCUCUGGCAGUAA